Echinococcus granulosus is the source of this 1491-nucleotide messenger RNA. Its product is annotated as GRB2-associated-binding protein 2. The record is from RefSeq and is a predicted model, not a curated record. Lineage: Eukaryota; Metazoa; Platyhelminthes; Cestoda; Cyclophyllidea; Taeniidae. Bases 1 to 1491 code for a protein of 496 amino acids. The transcript is spliced from 12 exons.
AUGGGAGAAUACAAACCAAUUGGUCGCGAAGUUCUAAUUAAGGGCUAUUUAAGAAAAGCUCCUUCAGCUGGUAGAAAACUGAAAUACCAAGGCCUAAGUUUUCUUUGCACGGGCUGCCACGUCCUUCUUGAGCCCCGAUGGAAGAAACGGUUUUGUGUAUUCUACAAAAUUCGUAAUCCAACUGAAACUCAGAUAUUCUUUGAAUAUUACAAGAAUGAGUCGGACAAUCAUCCCCUAGGUGGUGUAGACCUCAACUCCUGCGACUGCAUCUAUGAACAAAAGGCUUGUAAUAGAUGGUCUAAUGUGUUCGUAAUAAAAACCACGUAUCGAGGCAAGGUGCGUGAUUACCUCUUCUCUGCCGAUUCAUUGGAAGAAAUGAAUGAUUGGAUCUCACAACUUACUAAGGUUUUGCGUAUGGUACCCGACCAAAUCCCGGGUUCACCUCUCGUUGAUAUGAUUGGGCGAAACAGUUCCAGUUUAACCCACUUUACAUCCCGAAGACCAGUGAUGUCCACUGUAAUUCCAGCAACCACUGCUAAAGUGUCAAAUUUUCUCAUGAACUCCAACGAAUCCAACGAGUCGCAGGGUUAUCUGGAGCGUGGGUUUACUGAGGAAUACAGAACAUCAUUUGGAGAAACUACAGCUGAUGAUGAGGACUGCUAUCACGUAUUACCGCAACCCGACCACGCUUAUGUAAACCUCAAAGGUGAUGGAAGCGCAGUCAAUGGAGCAAAUUUCCAAAGUGACCAAGAGCCUUUACAUGAUGGACACGGUCCUCGUCCGGACAGUGUCUACUUCAACGUAUGGGAUUCAUCAACAAUCGAUGCCAACAUUAAUGACGCUAUUGGCGAUCACUCCAAGUUAUCAGAAUCAGAACAGCCAGACAAGGAGGUUCUGGGCACUGCGGAGCGCAAAGAGACAAAAACGCGUUGCCAGCCACAUACCGAAGAAUCUCCUUGCUCCAUCCCCGAGAAUUUUAGCAAAACCCAGUUGCCUAAACGAUCCCGAACCCAUACAACCUCGUCUUCAUCGAGUGCGGUCUCAUUCGGUGACAUUAAUGAGAGUGAUGCCGAUGGUAACGGAAACGCUAGCAGCUCGAUACCCCUCAGCGGUGCUGGCGAGGCCGAGGCUGCAGCUUCACUAUCCAAUGAUUUUGCUCCCUCCAUUCUGGGGGAAGGCGCUGGUACGAAGCCGAAGAGCGCAUCAGACGCUGCUGCUGCUACCAGCGGAUCAGCGAUCCACUAUUUGGAUGCGGAAAACCUGGAUUUUCCUCCGCAUCAACGCGGCAGUCAUGGAGUGGCGAAUGCGUUUCCAGCCGUUCCUCCAAAGCCUGUGCAUCUGCGUCGGAUGACCCCAGCGGGGGCGACAGCGACAGAGAAUAAUGCAUCUAGCGAUGUCAGCUCAAGUGGUUACAACGAGCUUGAUCCGCGCAGCACGCAAGCAUUUUUCAUGGUCACCAAGAGGGUUUUCGGGGAUGCUGAUGGGGCUUAA